AUGGCGGAGGAGGCAGCGGCUCAGCCCCGGCCGGGCUCUGCGGAGCCGGCUCCGCUGGAGCGGCAGAACCUGCUGGCCGUGCGCAGGGAGCUGCGGGCCGGCGCCGCGGAGGUGGGGGCGCGGCGGGGCCGGGGCUGCCCCGGGGAGGGGGGGGGCGGCUCGGUGCGAACCGGACCCCGCUCCCCUGCGCUCCGCUCCGCGCAGGGCCGGGUCCCGCUCCACAGGCUCCUGGUGCUCGCCCGCAUGGGCCAGGGGGCGGCGGCGGCGGCGGUCGCAGGUUAUCACAGAGAACUGCUUGAAAACGUGUUAGAGGACCACAGAGGAGAACCAGUCUCAGGUCUGCUGCUUCUCUACCCCAGCCAUGUGUUCCAUGUAGUGGAGGGCUGCAGCAGCACAAUCCAUCUCAUCAUCCAAGAUUUAGCGGCCCUCCAAAGUCAAGGUUCAAGUGCUUUACUCCAGGAUAUUAAAGUUUUAGUGGUGGCACAUGCCAUCCCCACCAGACUGUUCCCAGACUGGGUAGUGGCAGUGGCGACAUCUCCCGUGACAUGGCCAUCGAGGACCACCCAGUCACAGUCGACAGCAGAGGUGGUUGCAGGGUGCCUUACCCUCGGGCUCAAGCUGGCAGCCUCCAUCCAGAGCUUUGAGGAUGACAGCGAGGAUGCGACUGAGAGCAUACCCACUGUUGAACAGGAGCUGCUGAUCCCAGCAGAGACAAUUAACUACUUGUGUAAAGCAGAGGAGUGCACCAGUCCUGAAGAGUUUCUGAGAACUUACUUAGGUCCUUCACAACCCACCCUGGACUCAGAAACAGUGUGGCCUGUUCCAUCUUAUCUCUCCACGUGAUACAGGCUGUAUCCAGUGUUCCCCUCUGCAGCUGGACUCACUUUUGUUUAACAUGAAUCUACACGUUAAAGAAUACAUGCAUAUUCAUUCCCAGU
This is a messenger RNA of Pezoporus occidentalis (night parrot), 938 nucleotides long. It is a transcript of the gene TEX47, whose product is annotated as testis expressed 47. Gene Ontology annotation, molecular function: FAD binding; blue light photoreceptor activity. The transcript has 6 exons. Lineage: Eukaryota; Metazoa; Chordata; Aves; Psittaciformes; Psittacidae. The record is from RefSeq and is a predicted model, not a curated record. Bases 1 to 843 code for a protein of 280 amino acids.